Fonsecaea nubica is the source of this 501-nucleotide messenger RNA. RefSeq lists its product as hypothetical. NCBI's taxonomy places the organism in Eukaryota, Fungi, Ascomycota, Eurotiomycetes, Chaetothyriales, Herpotrichiellaceae. The coding region runs from base 1 to 501 and encodes 166 amino acids. The record is from RefSeq and is a predicted model, not a curated record. The transcript has 2 exons.
AUGGGGUUCUGGAACCAGGGAAUUCGCUCGCAGCGAAGCAACUCUCCCUCGCCCUCACGCCGCUCCUACUACGCCUCCCGCCCGUCGUACUCGCGCAGCGCGUCCUCCUUCUUCUCCGGCCUCGGUGGCGGCUCCUCGUCGCGAGGCCACGGCCACUCGUCCCGCGCGCGCCCCCGGUCCGGCUUCGUGAACCGCAUACGCCGCUUCCUGAAAGAGAUAUACUACUGGAUGCGCCGGCAUCCCGUCCGCACGUUUGUCCUGGUCAUUCUGCCGCUGAUCACGGGCGGGGCGCUAAGCAAGUUGCUGGGGACCGUGGGCAUUCGACUCCCCGCGGGACUGCAGAGGAUGAUGGGCGGGCGGGAGAUGACCCAGACGACCGAACGGUUCUAUGCCCGCGGAGGCGCGAGGGACUUUGGCGCUGGCAGUGCCUUGCCCGGCAUGGGUGGUGGGCUUGGGAACAGCAUUGGCGCUCUUGCAGGAAUAGCAAAGAUGUUCAUCUAA